Messenger RNA from Drosophila eugracilis, 2665 nucleotides. Its product is annotated as endoplasmic reticulum metallopeptidase 1-like. Gene Ontology annotation, molecular function: metalloexopeptidase activity. The transcript is spliced from 11 exons. Lineage: Eukaryota; Metazoa; Arthropoda; Insecta; Diptera; Drosophilidae. The record is from RefSeq and is a predicted model, not a curated record. The coding region runs from base 1 to 2595 and encodes 864 amino acids. Gene Ontology annotation, biological process: proteolysis.
AUGGACACAAUAUUUAACUCAGCCUCUUAUGGUACCAGGCAACUGACUAAACGACUAAGAAACCCCAGAGGUCCCUGUUUCUUGGCCAGUGGUUUUUUUCUGUUUUGGCUGCUUCUUUAUCUAGCAGUCGUUGUGCCAUUAUUCCAUAGUGUUCCAGGUCCCAAGUUUGUCGAGGAUGCUUCCAAAGGUGUUUUCAUUGCCCAAAGAGCAAUGGAAAAUCUACAAAAUCUGGUCAAAAUCGGACCUAAAGUUGUUGGCAGCGAAAACAACGAGAACAAGACCGUCCAGUUUCUUCUAAAUGAAUUGUCUAUAAUCCAAAAGAAAGUCAUCGACGACCUAUUUGAUAUGGAAGUUGAUCUGCAGGAGGUUUCGGGAUCAUACAUUCAUUGGACAAUGGUGAAUAAGUAUCAGGGAGUGCAAAACAUAGUUAUAAAGCUAAGUCCAAAGAACUGCAGCAGCGAGACUUACCUGCUGGUCAACAGCCACUUUGAUUCCAAGCCAACCAGUCCUUCUGCCGGCGACGCUGGCCAAAUGGUGGCCAUCAUCUUGGAGGUUCUUCGUGUGAUAUCCUCCACCAGGCAAACUUUCACUCAUCCAGUAAUCUUUCUGCUUAAUGGAGCUGAGGAGAAUCCUCUGCAGGGUUCCCAUGGCUUUAUUACCCAACACAAAUGGGCUCCAUUCUGCAAAGUUUUCCUCAAUCUGGAGGGCGUGGCCGGUGGAGGUCGAGAGUUACUCUUUCAAACUGGACCCAACCAUCCCUGGCUACUUGAUUACUACAAAGAGAACGCUGUGCACCCAUUCGCCACCACUUUGGGUGAAGAGAUAUUUCAAACUGGCUCCUUGCCAUCUGAUACAGACUUCGGUAUUCUCACUAAAUACGGAAACCUCAUUGGUCUAGAUAUGGCUCAAAGCAUCAAUGGAUAUACCUAUCACACAAAGUACGAUACUUAUGACAUAAUUCCAUCUAACUCUGUUCAAAGUAUGGGUGAUAAUGUGCUUAGUCUGGUUCGCGCCCUUUCCAAUGCCUCCCAACUGAAUAAUAUUGGGGAAUACGAGAACGGUCCAUCUGUAUUUUUUGACGUUUUGGGCCUGUUUUUCGUCAACUACACUAACAAAACCGGCAUUACUUUGAAUUUUUCGGUAGCUACAGUGGCCAUAGUCCUAAUCUACUUAUCCCUCCGUCGCAUGGCUACUAGUUCGGAAGUUUCUUCGUCAUUUAUCUUGUGCUGGUUCCUAGUGAUUCUACUGGUACAGAUAUUUGCCGUAGGACUUGCCUUGGGUCUACCCCUAUGGAUUGCGAGUAGUUUUGAUAGGAACGGUCUGAGCCUUACUUACUUCAGCACGCCUUCACUGAUGUUCGGCCUAUAUGUCUGUCCAUGUCUGUUCGGCUUGCUUUUGCCACCUUACAUAUUCAUCGGUCUCCCUAGACACAAAAAGACUUACUUUAGGCAACAACUGCAUAUGAUUCUUCACGCCCAUGCCUUCAUAUUGGCUCUCCUGGUAAUCACAUUAACCUCUUAUGGUCUUCGAAGCACCUAUGUCGUAACCUGGACUCUCCUGCUCUAUGUAAUUGCACUGGCCAUCAACAUGAUAACGGGUCUGCACAAUGCAGGAAUCUCGUGGGCAGCGCCAGUAGUUAUAUUCCAAGUUUUCUCAUUUCUGUACAACACUUAUCUGCUGUAUACUCUGCUGCAGACGAUGCUUGCGAUGAUGGGUCGAUUCGGCAGGUCAACUAACCCGGAUUUAAUUAUGUGUGCUAUCAACGCCUUGGGAACUGUUUUGGCAAUGGGUUUCUUGGUUCCCAUUGUUAUUAUAUUUCGACGACCUGGUCUGAUCCUAUUUACGUUGGUGACCGUGGCUAGUGUUAGUAUCCUGGCAGCUACUUGCACCCACCUAGGAUUUCCCUAUAGGCCGAGGACCAGUGCUGAGCGUGUACCGUACUUGCAUGUUCGUCGUACCUUCUACGAAUUCGAUGGAAACGUUAGUAAAGAGGACUCCGGCUACCUGUUCAACUUCCAGGAUCGCCUUGGACCAGCUCCACUACAAGGAACCAGUGUGAACCUAACUGGGUUAGUUGGCAUUGAAUCCGAGUGCGAGAAGCACAUGAUGUGUGAUCAGCCACUUUACGAUCACCGAUGGGUGAAGAAUCGUCUGAACGCCAUGUGGCUACCUCGUGAGGAACUGAUAGAUCCUCCAUACAUUCCAGAGGUGAAGCUCAUAAACAAGAUGAUCCUCGCCAAUAAGACAACAGUCCGCUUUGAAUUCACGAUUAAUACCACUGAUCAUACGAGUGUGUUUAUUCAACCACUUCCGGACGUGAACAUAACAAACUGGUCUUUUCCGGUCGAAUACAUUGGCCAGCAAACAACCUACCAUGUAUACUUCUCCUAUGGCAAGGACAAUACGCCAUUAUCCUUCUUCAUCGAUCUGUCGAAAACCAAUGGCAACUUUGAGGUUCCCCUAUUCAAGUUAGGUGUUUCCGCACACUUUAUUGGCAGCAAGGGGGACGAGCUCAGCCAGAAGUUCGCCAAGUCUUUCCCGGACUUUGCCGUGCUGAUCGAGUGGCCAACGUCAUAUCAACGAUUUAUUUUCUGAUUCAUUCUCAGCUACACGGAUUCUUAGUGCCAUUAAACACACAAGUGUGUUUCAUAUUCAUAAAAGCUAU